AUGGUGGAGCUGGGGGACCCCCGGCAGCCUGGAGGGGGGAGCACGGAGAGGGAGGAGCCCUGGGAGCCUGAAAUCAGGGCCGAGCUGAGGACGGAGAGCCCGGAGGACAAAUCCCCCCGUGAGACCCUGGUGGGAGAGGCCGUUUUGAAGGGCUCCACGGCGCAGGAAGGCAGCGGGGAGGAAAAGGGCCGGAGAUCCCCCCGCAGGAGGGGCUCCAAAGCCAUCCCAGGGUGCUCUGAGGAGGAAAGAGCCAGCCUGUGCCGGGAAGGCGGCCGGAGCUUGAGCGGGAGCUCUGAGCUGGUGGUCCCUGAGCAGCCUCCCAGCAGGGAGAAGCCCUUCAGAUGCUUGGAAUGCGGGAAGAGCUUCAGGAGGAGCACUGCCCUCCUCACCCACCAUCACAUCCACACUGGGGAACGGCCCUAUACAUGUAGGGAAUGUGGGAAGAGCUUCAGUGACAGCUCCAGCCUCCGCACCCACCAGCUCAUCCACACUGGGGAACGGCCCUACACGUGUGGGGAAUGUGGGAAGAGGUUUCAGACCAGCUCCAGUCUCCUCCAGCACGAGCGGACACACACGGAUGAGAGGCCCUUCCGCUGCACCGACUGCGGGAAGGGCUUCAACCAGAACGGUAACCUCGUCGCACACCGGCGCAUCCACACAGGGGAGAGGCCCUACAAGUGUGGGGAGUGUGGAAAGAGCUUCACCCAGAGGUGUCACUUGACCAAACACCAACGGACCCACCACAGAGAGAAGCCCUUCAGGUGCUUGGAAUGUGGGAAGAGCUUCACCCACAGCUCUAGCCUAAUCCGCCACCAGAAAAUCCACACUGGGGAAUGGCCCUACUCAUGUGGGGAAUGUGGGAAGAACUUCAGCCGGAGCUCCACCCUCUCCACCCACAAGCGCAUCCACACUGGGAAACGGCCCUAUGCGUGUGGGGAAUGUGGGAAGGGCUUCUGGCACAACUCCAGCCUCCACAUCCACCAGCGCAUCCACACCGGAGAACGACCCUACAAGUGCUUGCAAUGUGGGAAGGGGUUUCAGACCAGCUCCACUCUCCUCGUGCACCAGCGGACGCACACGGAUGAGAGGCCCUUCCGCUGCACCGACUGCGGGAAGGGCUUCAAGCAGAACUCCCACCUUGUCACCCACCGGCGCAUCCACACCGGGGAGAGGCCCUACAAGUGUUGGGAGUGUGGGAAGAGCUUUACCCAGAACUCUACCUUGACCCAACACCAACGGACCCACCAGUAAGGGAAGCCCUACCAGUGCCCCGACUGCGGGAAGAGCUUCGGUCGCUGCUUCCACCCCAAUGAACCCUUUGAUGGUGAGGCAACCCCUGGAGUCCAGUGACUGUCAGUGCAUCCCUUUCGACCACAAAGGGCCAGUCCCCUUUCCCAGGGGCAGUUUCUUCCAACAGAUCCCUUCUUGGGGGGUGUGUGGAGAUUCCUGCCUUGGCUGGGGACCCCCCCAGGGUCACUGCUGGAGGUUGAGAGCAGAGAUCUCCCCACCAGCGUUGGUCUGGGGGAGUUCCAUCCAUCUCUAAUUAAGAAUUAUUGCUUUUGUGCCAGCUUGAGUAGAAUUGCUUCAACAAUUGCUUUAGUGUAGAGCACUGUCCUGUCUUAUCCUGUACUCCUGGUAGUUUUAGUGUUUCUAUUGUGCAGUAAAUAAUUGUAAUGAAGAUCUUUUGUCUGAUCAUUUGUAACCCUAAAUAAUUCAUUUCUAUAAAUAGAUUUUAUUUUCCAU
Messenger RNA from Pseudopipra pipra, 1743 nucleotides. Its product is annotated as zinc finger protein OZF-like. Gene Ontology annotation, cellular component: chromatin; PcG protein complex; transcription regulator complex. The record is from RefSeq and is a predicted model, not a curated record. Lineage: Eukaryota; Metazoa; Chordata; Aves; Passeriformes; Pipridae. Gene Ontology annotation, biological process: regulation of transcription by RNA polymerase II. Gene Ontology annotation, molecular function: DNA-binding transcription factor activity, RNA polymerase II-specific; RNA polymerase II cis-regulatory region sequence-specific DNA binding. Bases 1 to 1251 code for a protein of 416 amino acids. The transcript is spliced from 3 exons.